Molecule: messenger RNA, 4975 nt
Organism: Protopterus annectens (West African lungfish)
Lineage: Eukaryota; Metazoa; Chordata; Ceratodontiformes; Protopteridae
Gene: CARF
Product: calcium responsive transcription factor
Exons: 16
Coding region: 255-2501 (748 amino acids)
Biological process (GO): regulation of transcription by RNA polymerase II
Cellular component (GO): nucleus
Molecular function (GO): RNA polymerase II cis-regulatory region sequence-specific DNA binding; DNA-binding transcription factor activity, RNA polymerase II-specific
Source: RefSeq, a predicted model, not a curated record
ACUGGUGAAUACUGCUUUAAAGUCACUGGGGGAUUUUCAAGCCAUCUGUACCUCAGUGAUGUUCUAGGCAGGAAUAAAUCUGGUUGUUCCUGAUCCUUUGGCUACAUUAAAGUAGGGCCAUGUCAGAAAGAGUGAGAGUAGGCCCUGUCAUUUCGGGGACAUGGUGAUGAUACUUCCAGGGCUGACUGGUUUGAAGUGUUUGACAACAGAGAAUGAAUGCAUUCACACUGUGGUGGUGCACUUAAAGAUGUGAGAUGGACGAAAAUGGUGAUGAGAAUGAAGUUGAAUUACAAAAAGCGGGUAAGCUCGUGGGUGUGGAGUCAAACAUUACUGAAGACUCUGAAACAGAUCAACGGGUGUUUCAGCAAUUAAGUUGCCUAGAUGCUGGUGCUCCUGCUUUUGGACAGAAUGAUCCUUCUGAGAUUUUACCUAUAACAGUGCAUAUUGCAGAUAAUUCAGUGGUGCCCCAGAAUGCUACCUUGCCGAUGCCUCAGAUGCAGCCCUUGCCUGAUCACUUGCAGCUGGUUGAUCAAAAUGGGCAACCAUUCCAAUAUAACCUGCAGUCUUUAGGCGAUGCCAACACACCAAUGAUGAUUGUUGCCAGCCAGUCAGAAAAUGGCCAGUUGUUGCAUGUGAUUCCAUCUAGUCAGCCAGGAAUGGCCCAAGUUAUAAUUCCUCAAAGCCAGCUCCUGGGUGUGACAGGAUUACAGAGUUCUUCUGAAAAUAAACAAAUUGCUGAAGGUCUUCCAACAGUGUCUGUUGCUGAACUAGCAGAUAGCGCUAGCACUUACAUUAUUAACUCGCAAUCACCAUCAGAUACAUGUAAAAAGACAACUGUCAGAGUUACAGAAGACUCUUAUUCAACCAUUCUCCAGCCACUUCCUUCUAAUAUUCCAGCAUGGGCUCGGCGUCUUAGGAACUGUGAGAAAAUUGGAGACUCUUACCGUGGCUAUUGUUCAAGUGAAGCAGAACUGACAUGCGUUCUGACAAUGCACAAACAACAGACUCAGAGUGUGUGGGGAACUCGCCAGUCUCCAAGCCCAGCCAAACCAGCCACAAGGUUAAUGUGGAAAUCACAAUAUGUACCCUAUGAUGGGAUCCCCUUUGUCAAUGCAGGAAGCCGAGCCAUAGUUAUGGAAUGUCAGUUUGGGCCACGAAGGAAUGGAGUGCAGCGUAAGAAAACUUUGGAACAAGAAAACAACACUAACCAGUUAUAUAAAGCAACUUGUCCAGCAAGGAUAUACAUUAAAAAGGUGCGGAAGUUUCCUGAAUACAGAGUUCCAACUGAUCCCCAGAUUGACAAAAAAAUCAUAAGACAAGAACAGGAGAAAGCCUUCAAUACCCUUAAGAAGAACCUCAUAGAAGCAGGAGGAGUUCUGAGGUGGUACGUACAGUUGCCCACCCAGCAGGCUCAUCAAUACCAUGAUUUGGAUGUUACUUACCUUUACUUCCCCCCUGCAUCCUUAUCUGUCCCUGAGGAGGAGGAGGAAGAAGAAGAAUCAAGGCUGGUCAAUGAAAGUAGCCCUGCAUCCUCUCGACUUCACCCACGGGUUUCGGAUAAGAUCCGGGAGUUGGUCAGCCAGGGAAUACACCAAGUAUAUGCUGUCAGAAAGCAGCUCAGAAAGUUUGUGGAGAGAGAGCUGUUUAAGCCUGAUGAGGUACCAGAGAGGCAUAACCUGUCAUUCUUCCCAACUGUAAAUGACAUAAAAAACCACAUUCAUGAGAUUCAAAGGUCUCUGAAUGGUGAUGCCGUGUCAUAUGACUCAGAAGCUAUACCUGCAACGCUACAGUGGACUUCGGACAGUGGGAAUGUUCUGACAGAAUCUCUGACUGUUACCCUUGCAUCAGCUCCAGAAGAAGGAGGUUCUACCAGUGAUUCAGUUAUUACAAAGGUGGAGCCAUCUCAGAGUGAGGAGACGCUGAUGCCUGAUACAUCUCAACUUGUUUCAUCUCUUUCCUCUUUACAGCCAAAGAUCUUUGCACAGCUGCAGGAGAUACAGUUGCAGCCAGCUUUUACAUCAUCUGAAGGAACACUGACCACUCUUGUGACAGUAAACACACAUCAGUUGCCAAAUUCCUGUGACUCUGGAAUGAUUGACGCAAACACUGGUGUAGCAAUAGCUAACCAGCCCUUAGUACUAAGUCAAGGCCAUGUUCUGCAACCUAACACAGCUUUGUCUGUAGGGGACAGUGCUACUUCAUCUAUGAUUAACUUGUCAGUACCGGAUCAAAACUUGGUCAGCAUGGCACAACUGGUUGCUAUGGGAGGUGAAGACAAGAUAGGAGAAGAAGCUUCACAGAUUCUUUUGAGAGAAGGGCAGACCAUUCCAAUACAGAUAGUUGAUGACCAUUCAACUCUUGUGCAAGAAAACCCAGAAGAGACAGUGUGCCUGAGUCAAGUAAAGCAAGAAUCCUCAGAGGGACUACCCCAGACAGUCCCGCUCCAGCUAAAUGAGGCUGCUCAUUAUGAAGGGUCUUACACUGUAACCACUAUAAACUGAAAUAAAGUAUGCUGAGCAGUGAUAUGAUGUUAAAAAAGGUGAACAUAUGCCUCCAAUACCUACGCUAUGCAUGAUUUAGGUGACUUUUCCUGGUUUCUUCUACCUUGGUUUGGGAUGUGGAAAUUCUGUUUGCACUUCACUUGUUGCUGCAUAUUGUAGCACCACAUCUCUUUUUAAGAAAGGAACUGGUAAAUCUAAAGUAAUGCUAACGUGUUCUCUUUCAGAAAUGGUGCACACUCACAUCAGUGAUUGUAAAUGGAAUAGGAUAUUGGUGGAUCUGGAGAAUUCUGUGGAUUAGUCCAUUGAAAGUAUUUAAAUGAACUUGUAUCACAACGUCACUUUUUCUAAAAUAUAUGCUGCUUUUAAGCAUUAAGAAAUGCACUGCCCUGGUAUUUUAAACACUUUCCUGACUGGAAAAAAAGAGGAGAGGAGACAACAAUACUGCUUUAACACAUCAUCACAGCUCUACUACUACUGCAAAUAAGUAACGACGCUGCUGCUACUGCCAGCUUUCAUGCUUCCAAAACCUGCUUAGCCUAUGAACAUCACCUAAAUACGUUUAUGGUAUAUGCUCAUGAUAAAAACAAAUACUGUAUGCAGUUGAAACUAAGGAAAUACUGCUAAGGUAGCACUGCUGAUGACAUUUCUCCUGGUUUGGGGCUCUUUUUUUAUCUAGUAUUAGUGUUUGAGCAGAACACUAUGACAAUCUUUUUCCAAGCUGAUAAGCAUGAAUAGACAUAGUUGCACUUCUGAAGAAUAUUGUUUUUCACUUCCAGAAGUCUCAGGGCAUCAGGCAUGAGUCAGAUGAGAUUUUUUUUUUCCGGGGGGGGGGGGGGGUACAUUUUCUGGAAGGUAUCUGAGAACCUUAAAAAUGAAUUUUUAUUGCUUAGUGUACUACUCAAAAAAAAAAUUUUUUUUUGCUCCUUUAAGAAGCAGCCAUAUAGUGUGUUGACUCACCAAGAAAACUUGAAUCCAUGCCUUUUGCUUCUUUCCAUUUACGUGUUUUAUCACUGUUACUGCUUCACAUUUGGUUUCGGUUUUCAUUCGUAACACUGCAGCCAUUUUUAAAUAAUAGUUUCUAUAGAGAAUGCAGCCUUAAAUUGUCUUGUAGCUGAAGCCCCCAAUAGUUUUAGCACCAAAGAUCCUGUAAAAUGCAAAUGCUGUGUUGCAUCUGUGAGUACCAAAUAAGCUGAAUCUUGAGUUCAUAAAUUCUAUUUUUUGUUAAAUGCAAUGACAUGAUGUGAAAUGUAGAAGAGUUCUUGAUGACAGUCGAAAUGGAGAAGGGCUGUCAGUGAUCAGUAACUUUACUUGAACAAGACCCAUAAAGCUGUUUUUUAAAUGCAGCAUUUGUGGUUGGGAGCACUCUGAAGAUAAUCCUAACAGUGAUCAUUGAUUUAUAGUUUUUAUACUUGUGGGGCAACGUUGUUCCUUCCUGUACAACUUGGCAUCAUUGAUGUCUAUUCUUAAUGGAUCACAAGUUUCAGAAGUAAUGGUGCUAGUGUACAUCGUUGUUAGUGUAGAUCAGGAUUACCCUCAAAUUAUGUGAUUUGUGGGCAAGGUCAGUACCUGUUUUGAGGUAUUUUUAUAGACUUUUAACCAGGAAUGUUAAUGUUCCAAGUAACGUUCUGUAGGUGGUUGCAGCACUGAAGUAUAAAAGUGUCCAGCUGUAUAUCAGUAGUUUGGCCAUUUUUUUUUCAUUUUGACUAUUCAUCUGGUUUCAGAAACAAAUGUAGAUAUUUCAGGGUAAAAGGGGAAAGACUCUGGCUUCACAUACUUCUGAAGGGCAAGUAGUGAAUGUUUCAAGCAGGAGCCUCAUAAAAAAAUCCAUUUUCAAUUCAGAAAGCAGUUAUUUUUUGGUAACCCUCAGCUUUGGAGAGCAGGGUCCUUAGCGCACUGCAACUAUAUCCCUGAAGACUUUAUACCGCCAUAGUGACCAUUUCAUUUGCAGUUAGGUAGUAUGUCCAUUUACUAUAUCUAUUGAGUGCAGAGAGGAAUUACACACAGUACAACACUGUGAUCAGUAUUCUGACAGAGAACAUGAGUUGAAUCUAACCAUAUUUUCACUGUUUGUUAUCAUUAUAUCAUCAAGGCUGGCACAGGGAACUGUAAAAUGCAAACAAAAAAGGUGGCUGGUAUGCUGCCACUUCAGAUCCUUUUAAUUUCUGUUUGGUAUACUAGAAAAAAAAAUUUAAUGCACAAAUGUAGUAGAAUUUCAGAAAUUAUAUUUUAUAAAUGGUACUGAUAGAAGCUAAAUGCCAUGAAAAGUCUUUCUAAAGCAUUUCUGUAAACUACAAAAUGUAGGAUUGCUACUUGCAUUCAUUUGCUUCAUUAGUGUUCUGUGCUAAGCAUUUUUUCCAACUCUGUUUAUGUUAGCACUUAAGCUCAUAAUUUACAUGUGAAAAGUACAGAAUUUCAUAUCUGAAAAGUGCACUGCAUUCUUUUAAUCACAUUAAAAUUGUAUUUCCUUAUUUUAA